UGAGAAUCUCUAAGCGCUCCCCGCCUCCCAGGGGGCGGAACUCAGGGGAUCCUCACUUGAGGGGAGCUCUGGAGUGUAGGCCAGCGAGGGAGGAGGGCCUGGGGCCUCACGGAGCCUGGCCUUCUCUGGGAAGAGUACAUGGUUGCCCCCCACCCCCACCCUCAGACUGCCCAGGCCCCACUGACCAUGGACGAGGAGGAGGAGGACAGCGACACUGAGGAGGCCUGGCUGCAGCUGCGGCCCGUGGAGCCCUCCCCCUCCCAGUGCUGUGGCGGUGGCUGCUCACCCUGUGUGUUUGACCUCUAUCACCUAGACCUGGCAAGGUGGGAGGCAGCCCGAGCCAGCAGGGACAGGAGCCUACUGAAUGGAGAGAAGUCGCAGAGCCGCCCUUUCCAGCUGAACCCGGAGACCUUCGUGGGCUUCUGCAUCAGCGCCAUGGAGAAGGUUACUCAGGACACCUACCGCGUGCGGUUUGCACUCCCAGGGAACAGCCAGCUUGGCCUGUGGCCAGGGCAGCACCUCAUCCUGAGGGGAAGAGUAAAUGACUUAGAAAUUCAGAGAGCCUACACACCCAUCAGCCCCUCCAAUGCUAAAGGAUACUUCGACGUUUUGAUUAAGUGCUAUCAGACCGGGCUUAUGUCCCAGUAUGUGGAGUCCUGGAGACCAGGAGACACAGCUUUCUGGCGAGGACCUUUCGGAGGCUUCUUCUAUAAACCAAACCAGCACGGCGAGCUCCUCAUGCUGGCUGCGGGCACGGGCCUGGCCCCCAUGGUGCCCAUCCUGCAGAGCAUCACGGACAAUGCGGAGGACGAGACCUUCGUCACCCUGGUCUGCUGCUUCAAGACCUUCGAGGGCGUCUACCUGAAAACCUUCCUCCAGGAGCAGGCCCGCUUCUGGAACGUCCGCACCUUCUUUGUGCUCAGCCAGGAGAACUCUGCGGAGCAGCUGCCCUGGAGUUACCAGGAGAAGACCCGCUUUGGCCGCCUGGGCCAGGAGCUGGUGGAAGAGCUGCUAAGCCACUGUCGGAGAAAGCCCUUUGCGUUGGUCUGCGGCUCCGCUGAGUUCACCAAGGACAUGGCCAGGUGUUUGCUGGGCGCCGGCCUGGCCCAGGACUCCUACUUCCUCUUUUAGGCCUGGCCUCCCUUCCAGAGCCUGGGCACACACAGGGAGCGGCACAGAGCAGCAUCGGAAGGCAUGCAGGGCAGGCCUGGUCUCCUGCUCAUGUGUCAGGUGACCGUCGGCGGGGCCUUUACCUCCGGGAACCUGCACUUUGCUCGCCCCCUGAGGCUGAUUGGGCCCUCCUGGCGUCCUCUGUUGAGAGAGGACGGGAGGCUGUAGGGGGACGAGGAGGCCUGCAGCCAGCCCAGGAGUCAGAGAGGACCAGGCGGGGAAGCCAGGUGCAGGCCGAGCCCGCUGAGGGGGAGGGGUUGUGCAGGAGAAGGGGCGGGAGGCGCUCCCCUGGGCCCUCCUCUGAGAGGGGCUCCCACAGUGGCCUCAGCUCUCCCUCAGGUGAGGUGCCCCCUGCGUAUUUGGGAACGAACACAGGAGAGGCCGCAAGCCCUGUGAGGAGGGCUCUGCCUUGCACACCUCCAGUGCCAUGAGCCCGACAUGCAGAAGGUUCUGGGUGCUGUGAUAGGGCCGCGUUCGCAGGGGACAGUGGGCCCCAGGCACUCUCAGGUUCCCUUCCCUGGCUCAGGAGCCCAGCACAGUGUCCUCUCUCCCAGCAAGAGAAGAGGCAUGGAAGGCAAAUGCCCCUCCCUGCUGCAGGCAGCUGGCUCAGCCUGUGCCUUCAGCUCGGUGCCCUGGCGACGGUUGCUAUGGAGAUCUAAAGAUAGAGCAGGAGUCAGGAGACCUGGGUUCCUCUCCUGGCUCUGCCCAGUGAGCGGCUGCCUGCAUAUUCCAGUCCACCCACUCCGCCCCCCGCAUCCUGCAUAGGGCACACCCACCCAGGGAACCGGCGCCCCUGGGCAGUACGCCCCAGUUAAUGAAUUCCGCUUUGCGCAGCCUGGGCUUCAGCGUGCUGCGGCGGCUCAGGCCGGUUACAGGCAGGCCUGGAAUCGGAAAAUGAAACUGUGCAAUCUUAGAGUUAGCAGUUUUACAUCAUCGACUCACAGCCCUCAUCAUCUCAAAGCUGAUGGUUCCAGACUCUGAAAAGCAUCCAGUCUAACACAUGGGUGUGUAAGUGGAGACACUGAAACCCGCGAGGCCGCGUGCCUGGCCCGUGCUGGAGUGACUGACGGCAGCGCCAGCACUGGAAGUCUCCUCGUUCCCGUGCCGUGCUCAUGGGCCUGCGCCCGUGGUGUUCAAGCCCCACACGGCACCAGUUCCUUGCCUGGCAGCAGCGAAGGCACAAGGCAAGGGAUGUGCAGGUCCCCUAAUACCAGAGCAGUUCUGCCUUUAUCCCCUGUGGUAUCCUGGGACUUGGAGUCAUUUCCAUUUGUGAAAAAGGUUCCCCCCCUCCCCGUCCCCACCCAAAAAGUUGCAACAGAAAUCUCUGCUGUGCUGUGCUGUGCUUGGUGAAUAACCAUGACCCACGGCCGAGGAUGGCGGCAGGGGCUGCAGACUGUUCCCCGGGCAGGAUCUCGUGGGGCUACUGUGUGCGGCUUCUGCAGGAAUCACGCGUGUGUGAGCCCCCGGGGGCUCCGCAAAGACUUGGCCUGAAGAAACUUUGCUCACUGUCUCCCCCGGAGGCUCCCAAGCUCAUUGAAAACUAUCAAAGACUUCCUCGGGGUUCCAGAGCCCACACCCCCCCCCCCGACCCCGGCAGUGCGUGCAGUUGGAGUGUUCUGUUUUGUGCAGCCUGGGCUGUGGGGUGCUGCGGCAGCUCAGUACAGUGUCAUGAGUGCGAGAGGCCCUUACAGAGUCAGGGGGCCCCGGCAGGAAUCUGCGUGGCCUGUGACCUGGGCAAGACCCUUUCCGCAGAGCCUCUGAAACCUGCGCGGCUUCUCCACACUCUCCCCUUCAUGCUACUUGCACAUCCAACGGGAAGGCCCGUUAUGAGCCCGGCUGUGCCCCGGGCCCCAGGAAAUGGACAGCAAACACAGCAGGUGCAGGGCUUCCUCUCGGGGAGCUCCUGGCCCAGCAGUACGGGGUACUUACAGGCAGCCAGUCGCGCAUGCCACGUAACAACGUUUGGUCACGGUGGCCCCGUGCGUUUCUGUUGCCCAGUGGUGUCUGUGAUCACAGCGAUGGCUCUGCCUGUCGUGCGUUUCCUGGAAUGUCCAGCCCUAAUUCUAAAAGGCACCUGUGCACAUAAAGGAGGGUUGGAGUGCUGAGACUGCUCCGGCCUAGCCUCUGGCAGGGCCAGGGCCACCCUACUGUCUCCGAAGCUCGAGGCCACAGGGUCUGGGGUAGUUCUUGUGGCUCUCUCUGCCCGUUAGGGCUAUUUGACAUUUCGAUAUCGGACAAGGCCCCCCUAGUGGUCCUUAGAGGCCCCCCAUACUAGUGUCGCCCUCCGCCUCCCCUGUGCCACAUAGGGUCUGUGCACACUGGCUGCUGCUGUCACUCUUGCCGUGGGACCUGGGUAAGGACCCAGCCAUGCUCUUGGUACCAUGGUGCCAAAAGGGCUCCUGAUGUCUGGACCCGAGGCUGGCGGCUGGGUGCCGUGCCUCACGGGGGCUGAGAUGUGGGAAGGCAGAUUGGGAGUGAGGGUCCCAUCCAUUGGCCCAUCCCUGCCAUCUCCCCUGCGGAUGGCCCUGUCACAUGUCAUGGGGGCGAUGGCCUCUGUGUGAUACUGCUAUGGGGAAAAGGAGACUUGCGACACAGGCAUCAGGAAGUCUACAAAGUGUCCACAGUUCCCUGAGCUGGACAGGCCUCCGUUCCUGUGCACAAGUCCUAAGCUGCAGGAAGACCGCCGCCACAGGGUGCGGUGACUGCUUUCCUCAUUGCGUUGCAGCCGCGUGGCCUCAGUGUCCACCUCACUGGUCUCCCAGCCCCCGCUCUGCGGCCCCUCCGCACCAACCAGGCUGGUUGUCCUAACGUGCAGAAAUGAGCCUGUCGCUGCUCUGCUCAGAGGCAGACAUUUAAGCCACCACCUGUGACCCCACGUCCCGUAUUGAGUUCUGGAUCCUUUGCUUCCGAUCCAGCUCUCCGCCAAUGCACCUGGGAAGGCAGCAGAUGAUAGCCCAAAUACUUGGGUGCCUGCCACUCGUAUGGGCAACCCAGCUGGAGUUCCUGGCUCCCAGCUUUGGCCUAACCCAUCGCUGGCUGUUGCAAUCAUUUGGGGGAGUGAGCCAGAGCGGGGAAGAUCUGCCUCUGCUUCCCCUUCCCUCUUCCUGUCACUCUGCCUUUUACAUAAUUCUAACGCAAAACAAACAAACAAAAAAGGAUGGGGUAAUCUCUGGUGGUAGGUGGAAGGGAAUGGGAUGUGGUGAAGCCCGUUUGGCCAAACUGUGUUUGUAUUUUGUUAUAAAAAUAUUUGAAAUGAACAUGGCAGCAAUCCGAACAUCUAGAAAGUCUGAGUGGUGGGUUCUCUGAUGUGUCUUCCAUGUUGUUUCCUGUUUUUUCCGUGUUUGAAGUCAUUGCAUAAUUAAAGAGGUUUUUUUACUUUUA
This is a messenger RNA of Oryctolagus cuniculus (rabbit), 4551 nucleotides long. Lineage: Eukaryota; Metazoa; Chordata; Mammalia; Lagomorpha; Leporidae. The record is from RefSeq and is a predicted model, not a curated record.